AUGCCGGUGUCCUUCCUAACUCAGUUCCUGGAGAGGAAGGAAAUCGCUCAGGGAUUUCACAAUGAGGCCAAUGGCAUCUACCUAUUGGACAUGAUCUACAUCGACUCGGCCUAUCCGGCAUCGGAUAGCAUCAUCGAGACAGAGCAGAGGACCAAUCAGAUGAACAAUUUGCUGAGGGUGAUCUCUGACCUGCAGAGAUCCUGUAAAUAUGAUCACCUGGUGACCCUCCCCCAUGUUCAGAAGUAUUUAAUGUCCGUGCGCUAUAUCGAGGAGCUUCAGAAGUUCGUAGAGGACGACAACUUCAAGCUUACUCUGAAGAUCUCCCCACUGUAUGGCUCAGCGCAUUCCUCAUCCAAGGAAGACCUAGCAGGUCCGUCUGAUGUGUCUGCCUCUGUGAGGUACAACUACCGGCGACCCACCUGUCCCGACGCCUCGGUGAUGGUGCACAUGCCCACGCCCCCCCCCUCUCGCCACAGGAAGAGCCAUAGCCUGGGCAACAAUAUGAUGGCGUAUGGCAUGGUGGAGAGUAAGAGCGCCACGUUCCCCAUUGAGAAGCCACGCCACCUGUUGGAUGACAGCUUCCUGGAGUCCCAGAGCCCAGCUCGACAUGACCCACACAGCAUGGCCAUAUCUAACGGGAUGUCUUUAGGCAGCAGUGAAAGCUCAUUCGACGAGGAACUCUCGCCAGGGAUGGAAAGGGGACGCAUGUAUGCCACACUGGGCCCCAACUGGAAGGUCCCUCUACGUAAUUCACCUCGGAGCCGCAGCUAUGUUUACAGCCCCUCGGGUGCCAACCCGUGCCACGGGUGCAGCGAGGUGGGCAGUGUUACUAUCGAGGGGCCCCUUCGGAGGAAGACCCUGCUGAAAGAGGGCCGAAAACCCAAGUUGUCAUCGUGGACACGUUUUUGGAUCACUCUGUCUAGUUCGACGCUGACGUUCUACGGGGCCAAAGCCUUGAGGGCCUCCGAGAGGAAGCAUUACAAAUCUUCAGCCUGUAAGAAGGUGUGUGUAACGGGCUGGAUGGUUGUCCUGCCUGACGACCCGGCUCGACCAAACAUCUUCCACCUCAACGACCCGGAUAAAGGUAAUGCUUACAAGUUCCAGACGGGAUCCAGAUUCUCUGCAAUCAUCUGGCACAAAAACCUGGAAGAGGCUUGCAGGAGCUGUAGACCUCAGAUACCAACCAACCUAAUGUCAUUUGAGUAAUGGACAACCAGCCAGCUUGCCCAGUGGGGAGUUAGUGCCAAGCCCUUUUCUAUGGGAGUCUAACAAACUCUGAUAAAAUGGUGGAACGGAGGAAUUGGUUGGAAUCCUAUGAAAUGAGUGGUGAGGAAGUGUAGAAGUGUGUGUCUGAUUCUACAGACUGGGGCAGAUGCUCUUUACCACUGGGGACACACACACAGCGUUUUAGCCAAGGACUACGUGCGAUGUCUCUCUUUCCAGAGAAAGGAAAACAAAUAUGUAAAGCCCCUGUUUCGUGUCAAAGCUUUCUCGCUUGUCGUUUGUUCCGCUGCUAUAAACGUUCUGAGCUCAUAUUUCUUUGGCCCAUGUUGGGUUUUGCUUAGAAGAAAGGAUUAAAAAAUACCUGUAAAUGCACAAAGACUGACAGUGUUAAGAGACUGUGAUAAGGGGGCUCUUGGAGACUGUGACUUGGGCCCUUGGAGUAUCAGCACUGCCAUCCCCCCCUAACUAUUUGAGCCAAUGUUUCAGACCACUGUUGACUGGACACUUUGCAAAACACACGCUAGAUUGAGGCUCAUCGUCGACCCUGGUCCUUGCGUCAGGCAGCGGACUGAUGCUCAUCGUCGACCCUGGUCCUUGCUUCACGCAGCGGACUGAUGCUCAUUGUCGACCCUGGUCCUUGAGUCAGGCAGUGGACUGAUACUCAUCGUCGACCCUGGUCCUUGAGUCAGACAGCGGACUGAUACUCAUCGUCGACCCUGGUCCUUGAGUCAGGCAGCGGACUGAUACUCAUCGUCGACCCUGGUCCUUGCUUCACGCAGUGGACUGAUGCUCAUCGUCGACCCUGGUCCUUGUGUCAGGCAGCGGACUGAUGCUCAUCGUCGACCCUGGUCCUUGAGUCAGGCAGUGGACUGAUGCUCAUCGUUGACCCUGGUCCUUGCGUCAGACAGCGGACUGAUGCUCAUCGUCGACCCUGGUCCUUGAGUCAGGCAGUGGACUGAUACUCAUCGUCGACCCUGGUCCUUGUGUCAGGCAGUGGACUGAUACUCAUCGUCGACCCUGGUCCUUGAGUCAGACAGUGGACUGAUGCUCAUCGUCGACCCUGGUCCUUGCGUCAGGCAGCGGACUGAUGCUCAUCGUCGACCCUGGUCCUUGCUUCACGCAGCGGACUGAUGCUCAUCGUCGACCCUGGUCCUUGUGUCAGGCAGUGGACUGAUACUCAUCGUCGACCCUGGUCCUUGAGUCAGACAGUGGACUGAUGCUCAUCGUCGACCCUGGUCCUUGCGUCAGGCAGCGGACUGAUACUCAUCGUCGACCCUGGUCCUUGCUUCACGCAGCGGACUGAUGCUCAUCGUCGACCCUGGUCCUUGUGUCAGGCAGUGGACUGAUGCUCAUCGUAUCGACCCUGGUCCUUGAUUCAGGCAGCGGACUGAUACUCAUCGUCGACCCUGGUCCUUGCGUCAGGCAGCGGACUGAUGCUCAUCGUCGACCCUGGUCCUUGCGUCAGGCAGUGGACUUUACAGCAGAAGUCAUGACUCAUUGAGUUUUCAAAUAAGGGAGAAAGGACUUGGCUUUCUGAACAACUAGUUAUUUAACAUACAAAGGCUCAGCCAAACCUGAACCACCCACUGCUCAGUCAAACCCCACUAUUUAUUAUAGCCAUACAAACAAUGUCUGCCGAUUUAAAGACCAAUAGUAGGUUGAGCAAGAAAAGCCUUUUAUUGGUUCAGAUGAGAUGACAAAUGAAGACUUUUCUACCAAUCAGAAAGGAAACAAACACACAGGAAGAAAAGAAGAAAAAAAAUGUAUGUUGCACUUUUUGUCAUAACAAUUUAAGUUUGAUUCACAACUUUAUUGUCCAUCAAAGGGGAAAUGUAUUUGGUCACUUGCAAUGACAUUCAUCAUCAUCAUCAU
Messenger RNA from Oncorhynchus masou masou (cherry salmon), 3096 nucleotides. Its product is annotated as ras-specific guanine nucleotide-releasing factor RalGPS1. The transcript is spliced from 13 exons. Bases 1 to 1206 code for a protein of 401 amino acids. NCBI's taxonomy places the organism in Eukaryota, Metazoa, Chordata, Actinopteri, Salmoniformes, Salmonidae. The record is from RefSeq and is a predicted model, not a curated record. Gene Ontology annotation, molecular function: guanyl-nucleotide exchange factor activity. Gene Ontology annotation, biological process: small GTPase-mediated signal transduction.